ACUCCACAAGUCCACAGCGCCUACGGUACACCAAACCAGAAGAAACAAGUACAAAUAAGCCCAGCAGCCGCUCCCCAAGGAUCCCUACCCCGCCGCCUGCUCGCUGGCCUCCCCAGCUCCAUGGGCGGCGGCUGCGCGCUCUCGGGGGGCUGCUCCACUGAUUACGCCGCUGUCGCCAUCGCCUCCGCAGCUCUUGCUUUGCUCAUUUUCCGUGCUCUUUUUCCCUUUGUUUAUAGAAGGGGCAAAAAAUAUUCUGGUAUUUGGCUUGUGAUAGUUCAAAUUGUUGGAAGCAUUGAUUUGCUGCUCUCGUUGGUGAUGUCAAUCAAUUUUCUGAAGAUAAAGCAUGGACAUCCUUGGAAAUCAUGUUAUCUUUGGGCAGUUUGGGCAGAAGGUCCUUUUGGAUUUGGAUUGUUGAUGAGUUGCCGCAUUGUACAGGGAUUUCAGUUAUAUCACUUUUUUGUUAAGCACCGGUUGCCACCAAUCAGGCCAUCCAUUAUGUUAGUAGUUAUACUCCUUCCAUGGAUUUGUGGAGCUGCUGUUUUUCAUUGGAACAAGCCUUUGAAUCACCGUUGUCACAUGCAGACUCAGUGGGUGAUUCCAGUAAUGUGUAUACAUGGGCUUUAUAUUGCUUGUUUAGUUGGCAUCACAUUAUCUAUCCGACAUAUUGAAUUCAGAUUUAGUGAAUUUAAAGAUCUUCUACAAGCAAUUAUUGUUUCAACAAUAGCAGUCGGAUUUUGGAUUGUUGCAUAUGUCAUGAAUGAAAUUCACGAAGAUAUUCCAUGGGUGCAAAUCUUCUCUAGAUUUUCCCUUCUUGUCAUGGCUAGUAUUCUGGUGCUGCUUUUCUUCUCAAUGUCUGUUUCUCAACCUCUGCAUUCACAAAUAAGAUUACGAAAGCAAGAGUCAUCUGCCUUUAUGACUAUGGGUGAAGCGUUAGGUAUAACUGGUAGAGGCUCAGUAAAGAAGAUCAAUGAGACUCAUUUCGAUCAGAACCAUCCAUUGGACAAGCUGCUUGAGAACAAAAGAUUCCGGAUGUCAUUCAUGUCAUUUGCGGACAGGCCGCCAGGUUAUGAUAAAAGUGUUUUCAAAUGUAGUUACUUUGCUGGAGAGAGUGUUCAUUUCUACGAAGAAGUGUAUGACCUGAAGAAGAUACCUGUGGAUGAUUCCAUCCGAAGAAUUUACAUGUCAAGACACAUCAUAGAAAAAUAUAUUGUCACAGGUGCGGAAAUGGAGAUAAAUAUUUCUCACAGAACUCACCAAGAGAUACUAGGCACAUCCGAUCUAACUCAUCCAAAUCUCUUUGACAAUGCAGUGGCUGAGAUAUUGCAGCUGAUCAAAUUGAAUUUGGCAAAAGAUUACUGGUUGUCCAUGCAUUUUGUAAAGCUGAAAGAAGAGAUGGAGAGAGGGUCCAACGUCCCUGAGCUCAUGCCAUUGGAUUACUCACCGAGAGUUAGUUUUGUUCGGUGUACUGAUGAUCCUUUUUGCGAAGAACACACUGCGAAUUGUAACUGAACGAUUGACAUGUAAUAUGAACGCCGUUGUAUGCUUGGAUGAGCCUUAUCACACCCGAAAUUAAAAGAGUGAUCUUUUUUCGUUUUAGUAAAA
Phragmites australis (common reed) is the source of this 1602-nucleotide messenger RNA. RefSeq names its product regulator of G-protein signaling 1. The transcript has 11 exons. NCBI's taxonomy places the organism in Eukaryota, Viridiplantae, Streptophyta, Magnoliopsida, Poales, Poaceae. The record is from RefSeq and is a predicted model, not a curated record. The coding region runs from base 121 to 1509 and encodes 462 amino acids.